Messenger RNA from Caenorhabditis briggsae, 723 nucleotides. NCBI's taxonomy places the organism in Eukaryota, Metazoa, Nematoda, Chromadorea, Rhabditida, Rhabditidae. The coding region runs from base 1 to 723 and encodes 240 amino acids. The record is from RefSeq and is a predicted model, not a curated record. The transcript has 4 exons.
AUGUUGCCCAAAUACCAACUAUUUGCGUCGUUUCUUCUGGUGGAGGCAGCGAAUUUCGCGGACUCCUUCACUGAUAUAUUGGUUUUUCGUCUACCAAGCACUGGAUACGUCACCAACUGGUGUGCCAGCAGCCAGCCCAAUCAUUUCUUAAAAUCCCUCUACAUGAUUGUUUACGUAUCCAACUACCUAUCGCGGAUCCAACCAGUUAUCUUCUGCACGAUUCGUGCAAUUAUGAUUUACUUCCCAAAAGAUACCACAGAAUGGAACAAAACUAUUCUGUAUAUGUGCACCCCAUUAUCUCUAGUUGUAUCUGUUGCUCUAACCAGUUAUAUGAUACCAGAAUACGGUUUUUGUUCACAACUGGCGCCUCCGUUUGAGUUUGGUGCCGUAGGGAUCACAAUUGAUAUGCAUGGACCAACAAAUGAAGUUGUUCAUGCUGCUAUCUCUUUGACCUGUAUGGCCGCCACUUUCAUCAUAACAUUUUUCUCUAUUUUUAUGGUCCGACACAUUUUAUUCAUGAAAAACAUCUGCGAUCCGCAAUUUGUCUUUUUCUCCAGGCAAGCAGCCCUUGGCUACAUUCUUACUGUUCGACCAUUCGCCUUGGAUUUUGCUACAGUAGUUUUCCCAAUUGUCUUCUUUAUGACCCACCCGAUUUUUCGCCCAAAAACAACAACUGCAGUGGUAACAAGCGUUAACAGAAUCGUGACCUUUUCAGAACCCUAA